Messenger RNA from Pecten maximus, 831 nucleotides. RefSeq names its product caprin-2-like. The transcript has 2 exons. Bases 64 to 687 code for a protein of 207 amino acids. Gene Ontology annotation, molecular function: protein binding. NCBI's taxonomy places the organism in Eukaryota, Metazoa, Mollusca, Bivalvia, Pectinida, Pectinidae. The record is from RefSeq and is a predicted model, not a curated record.
CGACUAUAUGAUCCAACGGCAGCCAUCUUGAGUUUACUUCGAUAUUCCGUGAAACCAACAUUUAUGAGAAUGUGGAAUGUGUUGAUAUUUGGAAUAUGUUUUCUUUCGAUGAGUGGAAUUGAAGCAAAUGUUUCUGAACGAAUUUCAAAGUUAGAAAGACAGAACAUUAGACUUCGGGAGAAACUACAAGGCCAUAUCAGCACGUACAAUAGCUUUCUACAGCUGUAUGUAGACCAGACUACCAAUGUCAAACACGUAGACCCAGACACACGUCAACGUAGAGAAUGUCACACCAAGCCCUCGCCAGUAGCGUUUCACGCUCUUAUGACGGACUCCAUAUUCCCUGUUGGUGCCAAACAAAUCAUACAAUAUGAUGACGUCAUCACAAAUGUAGGGAAUGCAUACGACAAAUACACAGGAAUAUUCCAGGCUCCUAUAGGCGGCGCCUACGAGUUCAUAGCAACGAUGUGGUCACGUGAAGGCUACCAUAUGGAUUACGAGAUGCUUCACAACGGAAAUGACGUAUGUUAUGGAAACGCUGGACCUACAAACCAGACAAUGGGGGUCUGUGUCAGUGUUCUUGAAUUACUAUCUGGGGAUCGCGUUUGGAUACGAAACCGUGGCACAGGAUCUGUGUACGUAAACGGACAGGGUUACCCAGCAUUCUCUGGUCAUUUGAUCAUUUAAGUAUAUACUUAUAUAUGAAAAGUUGACAAGUUACUCAUUUAUCAUCAGAUAUUAGUUUAUGAAACUUGUCACUAAUUCAGAAGAAAUCUGCUUUACUGAAAGCCCGUUAUUGAUACGAAAUAAAACAAUGACGUCAUCAAAAAA